Molecule: messenger RNA, 558 nt
Organism: Entrophospora candida
Lineage: Eukaryota; Fungi; Glomeromycota; Glomeromycetes; Entrophosporales; Entrophosporaceae
Source: the annotation of a GenBank genome assembly
AUGUUAAUUCUAGCUGCUUGUCUAUUUCUGAGUUCAGGUUUAGGUGGUGGUGGUUCAGGUUCAGGUUUAGGCUUAGGUUUAGGUUCAGGUGUAGGUGCCGGAUUAUUAGGUAUCGGUUCAGGUGUCGGUGCAUUAGGGUCGGGUUUUGGUGCAUUAGGGUCGGGCUUUGGUGCAUUAGGGUCAGGUUUUGGUGCAUUAGGGUCAGGUUUUGGUGCAUUAGGGUCAGGUGUCGGUGCAUUAGGGUCGGGUGUCGGUGCAUUAGGGUCAGGUGUCGGUGCAUUAGGGUCAGGUGUCGGUUCAGGUUCAGGAUUAGGUUCAGGCGGAGGUGGAGAUGGAGAUAUAGUUGUAUUAGAUGGAGGUGGAGGUGGAGGUGAAGGAUCAGGUGGAGGAGUUGGAAUAGUUGUAGGUUGUUCAAUUGUUGGUGUUGGUCCUAUUGUCAACUGUGAUUUUACUGAUUGGUUUCAAGUGAUAAUAAAAAACUUUUCGGGAAUGAAAGUUACAAUUUUUCGUGUUCCAUUAUCAAUAAUUCUUUCAAAUUUGAAAUUCCCGCGUGAGUGA